Messenger RNA from Mollisia scopiformis, 1699 nucleotides. RefSeq lists its product as uncharacterized. Bases 232 to 1260 code for a protein of 342 amino acids. NCBI's taxonomy places the organism in Eukaryota, Fungi, Ascomycota, Leotiomycetes, Helotiales, Mollisiaceae. The record is from RefSeq and is a predicted model, not a curated record. The transcript is spliced from 3 exons.
CUUGUCACUUUAUUUUUGCUCCAUCGUCGGAAGUGAGUGUUUGCACUGCAACUUAUUGCAGAGGCCAUUAUGUGCCAUCUCCACGAACAAGCAAAUAAUAUCGCGAAGCCUUAGGAAUUUCCCUCGACACCUCCCGUCAAUCUCGGAACUGCGUGGCACAGCGCCGCCGCCAUCCAUCGCGAUCGCAGAACUCGAAUUUCGAAGGAGGGAGUGCUCCAGGUCGCGGAGACAAUGUCGACCUUACAUGCUGGCUCCAGCUCUCCGGGCACUGGCAUAUUUGUCAUUAACAGAGCGAGAAUACUCGUGGUGGUAUCGUUAAUAUUGACAUGGACAAUUGCGAGCCUGUUACCAAGAUAUAAGCAAACGGUCCUCGACCUAGGAAGAGAAAGGUACAAUGAUGCCAUCGAACAUUUGCCCGCCGUCAAAGUCGACUGGCACCCAAAAUACGACCCGAAAUCCCAAUUCAAUGCCUCGAAAGUCGCCCUCAUGAUCGAGCCUCGCCCGCUCCCGCAUCUUGUUCCCCAGAUCCUGCACAUGAUUUCCGUGGUUCCUCCGGACUGGAGAUUCAUGUUCAUCGGCUCGAAUAAGAGCGUCAUCAGCGUCUCCAGAAGCUUUGCAACCCAGUACCAGGAAGCAAAUGGGAAACUGGAUCUGGUGGUCCUGCCAAAGCCCUGGUCGAUCGAGAGCAAAGAGGGCGUCUACAGGUUGCUCACGGAUCUGCGAUUUUAUGAUGAAUUCAUGCCAGAAGCCGAGUGGUUGUUGAAAUUCGAGUCCGAUAGCAUAAUGUGUGCCAGAUCAGACGAUAGCUUAAAUGACUGGCUGCACUACAGCUGGGCGGGAGCUCCGAGAUCCGCAACGGACCGGUUCGCUGGAAACGGAGGACUCUCCUUACGCAGAAUAUCAGCAGUCAGACAAAUAUUGAACUUCCAAGCACGAUAUAACGAUACAGAGCCAGAGGAUGAAUGGUUCGGGAAACGACUUACGGUUCUACCAGGAGCGAAGAUAGCGAAUGGACAGCAAGAAGAUCAUUUCUCGGUCGAAUCAGUAUGGCAUGAGAAGCCCAUGGGAUACCACGUCCGAGACGGCGGAGAGAAUCUCGCAGACGACGUAUGGAAGGACCCCCAAAGGAGAAAGGAGAAUUUCGAAUACUGCCCAGAACUCUCGAUGAUCAUGCCCAUGAAGCUGGAACGAGAAAGAUGUGAAGGCGACAACAAGCAGGGUGAAAUCGUUGGAGAGAGGAAGGGAGGAGGCAGAGAGUAAAGAUCUGACGGUCUCGAUAUUGGGAGAUCAUCUGUUCUGUAAUUUUAGCGUUCCCAGUUCGCCGAUUUCUAUGCAUGCAUUGGAGAUACGCAAAUAGGAGAUAUCUGGGGAUGGUGAUUUUCGUGGUCUGGUCUGGCGUCUGGGGGUGUCCGGAUUUUGAUGCUCAAUUGGAAAAGGGGUUCGGUAGAAGAUACACAACAAAUCCAUGGCCAUGUUCAUUCAAUUUGCUGUGUUUUAAGGUGUUUGUUUGUGCAUACUUGAUUAUAUUUGGGAUAUCACUAUCAAUCUUUCCGGAGGCUUCAUGUCAUCAAGCAUAUCAGGCAUGGUAGAAAACAUUCUGAAGGAAAUCCAAGCUGAUCUGAGGUUCAAGGACAUUCAUUUCGUUACUGUCAAUUUAGAUUAUCUCCAGUCAAGCUGCUUAGAAUCAAAAGAACCUCCC